Messenger RNA from Caenorhabditis briggsae, 2481 nucleotides. RefSeq names its product Protein CBR-MAC-1 (gene Cbr-mac-1). The coding region runs from base 1 to 2481 and encodes 826 amino acids. The transcript has 6 exons. NCBI's taxonomy places the organism in Eukaryota, Metazoa, Nematoda, Chromadorea, Rhabditida, Rhabditidae. Gene Ontology annotation, molecular function: RNA binding; ATP hydrolysis activity; ATP binding. The record is from RefSeq and is a predicted model, not a curated record. Gene Ontology annotation, biological process: ribosome biogenesis. Gene Ontology annotation, cellular component: nucleus.
AUGCCUGGUCCUGGUUUGGGUUUUGCCAGUGAUCCAGCGCUUUUGCCACGUAUUCAAGUGUACGUUCGGAAAAAUCCUGGUAAAAAAUAUUUCAAGCCGGAAAUGGUGGCCUACGAUCUGAAACAAGAGCACCCAGAAUAUCAACGUAAAAAUCACAAAGUUUUCAUGGGAAUGGUGCGAGAAGCGCUCGAACGAAUUCAAUUAGCCGCGAAAGAAGAGGAAGCUUUGGAGCAGAAAGAAGCAAUGGAUGACGUUCAGGAACUGCGAUCAGAACCUCCUCGAAGAAUUAUAGAGACCAGAAAGAGGAAAGCGCCGACUGUAAGGUAUUCUGUUGGAUCGUCUACUCCCAAAGAAGUGAUUAUCAGUGAUGAUAGCGAUGAAGAACACGAGAUUGCUGCUAAACAACUGGAAUCUUUGAAACACACUAAUAGGGCCAACAAAACGGUUCUAAAUCUUUAUAAUAAUGGAAGUUCCACGAAGAAGUCUUUGCCCAAAACUCCGACUAUUUCUCAGCCACAGACGCCUUCUGCUGAUAAGAGAAAUCAACAUCAAAAUAACAAGAAAGCAGGAGGACCAGCAUCAGCACUUCCUCGUGGUCUUGGAGCCGUCACUGAUACUAUCAGUCCUCGUGAAUCUCAUGUGAAAUUCGAAGACAUUGGAGGAGCGGAUCGCCAGUUUUUGGAAGUUUGUCGUCUUGCGAUGCACUUGAAGCGUCCGAAAACAUUCGCAACUCUCGGUGUCGAUCCUCCACGUGGAUUCAUUGUUCAUGGACCACCGGGAUGCGGAAAGACACUGUUCGCACAAGCAGUGGCUGGAGAGCUGGGAGUUCCGAUGCUUCAAUUAGCAGCUACUGAAUUGGUUUCGGGAGUUUCUGGAGAGACGGAAGAGAAGAUCAGGCGACUUUUCGACACUGCAAAACAGAAUAGUCCGUGCAUUCUGAUUCUUGAUGAUAUUGAUGCGAUUGCUCCGAGAAGAGAAACAGCUCAAAGAGAGAUGGAACGGCGAGUUGUCAGUCAAUUGUGUAGUUCUCUAGAUGAACUUGUACUCCCACCACGCGAGAAACCACUCAAAGAUCAGCUGACAUUUGGAGACGAUGGAAGUGUUGCCAUCCUUAACGAGCCAACAUCGUCUUCAGUCUCUUCUUCCGGUGUUCUCGUUAUUGGAACCACUUCAAGGCCGGAUGCAGUGGACGGAGGAUUAAGAAGGGCGGGACGAUUCGAGAAUGAAAUCUCUUUGGGAAUUCCUGAUGAGACGGCAAGAGAGAAAAUUUUGGAGAAAAUUUGCAGAGUAAACCUUGGUAACGAUGUGACUCUGAAGAUAAUCGCAAAAUUGACUCCAGGAUACGUGGGUGCUGAUCUUCAAGCAUUGAUUAGAGAAGCCGCAAAAGUUGCAAUCGAUCGAGUAUUUGAUACGAUUGUUUCCAAAAACGAAGGACACAAAAAGCUGACAGUUGAACAGAUCAAGGAAGAACUGGACAGAGUUUUGGCAUGGCUACAAGGCGAAGACGAUCCAUCGGCACUAUCAGAACUAAAUGGAGGACUUCGAAUUUCGUUUGAAGACUUUGAGAGAGCUCUGUCAACAAUUCAACCGGCAGCCAAGAGAGAAGGAUUCGCAACAGUUCCAGAUGUGUCUUGGGAAGAUAUUGGAGCAUUGGUUGAAGUGAGAAAACAAUUGGAAUGGAGUAUUUUGUAUCCAAUCAAAAGAGCUGAUGACUUUGCUGCGUUGGGAAUCGACAGUAGACCACAGGGAAUUCUUCUCUGUGGACCACCUGGAUGUGGAAAAACGCUUCUCGCAAAAGCAGUUGCUAACGAGACUGGAAUGAAUUUCAUUUCUGUAAAAGGUCCAGAACUUUUGAAUAUGUACGUUGGAGAGUCAGAAAGAGCAGUGAGAACGGUGUUUCAACGAGCAAGAGAUUCACAGCCAUGCGUUAUUUUCUUCGACGAAAUCGAUGCGUUGUGUCCGAAAAGAUCACAUGGAGAAAGUUCUGGAGGUGCUAGAUUGGUUAAUCAAUUGCUGACAGAGAUGGAUGGAGUAGAAGGGAGACAAAAGGUUUUCUUGAUUGGAGCCACUAAUAGGCCAGAUAUCGUCGACGCUGCGAUUCUCCGUCCUGGACGUCUUGACAAGAUUCUCUUUGUUGAUUUCCCAUCUGUUGAAGAUCGUGUGGAUAUUUUGAGAAAGAGUACCAAGAAUGGAACUCGACCAUUGUUAGCUGACGAUAUCGACUUCCAGGAAAUCGCUCAGCUUCCAGAACUUUCUGGAUUCACAGGUGCUGAUCUUGCUGCUUUGAUUCACGAGUCCUCUCUUCUCGCCCUUCAAGCCAGAGUUCUACAAAAUGACGAAUCGGUUCAAGGCGUCGGAAUGAGACAUUUCCGAGAGGCAGCUGGCAGAAUCCGUCCAUCGGUCACAGAAUCCGAUCGAAAGAAAUACGAGCAUAUGAAGAAGGUUUAUGGACUCAAGCAAGCCGAGCCUCGAGUCGGAUAA